Messenger RNA from Austrofundulus limnaeus, 1337 nucleotides. It is a transcript of the gene hes1, whose product is annotated as hairy-related 6. Gene Ontology annotation, molecular function: DNA binding; protein dimerization activity. The record is from RefSeq and is a predicted model, not a curated record. NCBI's taxonomy places the organism in Eukaryota, Metazoa, Chordata, Actinopteri, Cyprinodontiformes, Rivulidae. Gene Ontology annotation, biological process: regulation of DNA-templated transcription. Bases 192 to 1025 code for a protein of 277 amino acids. The transcript is spliced from 4 exons.
CGGAGAGCCCCACAGAGGCUGCGCGCGCUCCUGGUGGCUGCCGCUGCUGCGCGACGCUCCGACGGAUUCUCAGGAUUCUCUUUUGGGAACUUUUGAAACAUCAUCUCAUUUGUUUGUUUUUUUUACCCCUCACACACCAGUGGAUCCUAAUUUGCUGUGGCUUUGUGGGAUAUUUCUAAUAUUUGAAAAAGAUGCCCGCCGACAUGAUGGAAAAGUCCUCAUCCUCUCCGGUUGCUGCAACUCCGGCGAGCAUGAACACAACGCCGGAUAAACCCAAGACAGCUUCUGAGCAUAGAAAGUCAUCAAAGCCGAUUAUGGAAAAGAGGAGAAGAGCCAGAAUCAAUGAGAGUUUGGGUCAGCUGAAAACUCUCAUCCUGGAUGCGCUUAAAAAAGAUAGCUCCAGGCACUCUAAACUGGAGAAGGCGGACAUCCUGGAGAUGACGGUCAAACACCUCCGGAACCUCCAGAGGGCUCAGAUGACGGCCGCGCUGAACACAGACCCCACGGUUUUGGGGAAAUACCGCGCCGGAUUCAGCGAAUGCAUGAAUGAAGUGACGCGGUUUCUGUCCACCUGCGAGGGCGUCAACACCGAAGUCAGGACGCGCCUCCUGGGCCACUUGGCCAGCUGCAUGACGCAGAUCAACGCCAUGAACUACCCCAGCCAGCAUCAGCACCAGCAUCAGCUGCCUCCCGCCGCCGGACCGACUCAUCCCUCCUUCGGCCAGUCCAUGGUGCAGAUCCCCAGCUCGUCCCCGCAGGUCCUGCCCAUGAACCCGGUGUCCUGCAAAGGGGGCUCCUCGCCCCCCGCUUUGCCCCCAGACGCCACCAAAGUGUACGGCGGGUUUCAGAUCGUGCCUGCCACGGACGGACAGUUUGCGUUCCUCAUACCCAACGCGGCGUUUGCGCCGAACGGCCCCGUCAUCCCGGUGUACGCCAACAACGUCAGCACGCCGGUGCCGGUUCCGGCUGUGGUUUCCCCCGGAGCUCCAUCAGGCAACACGGACUCAGUGUGGAGACCGUGGUGAAAAAACAAAAACAAUAGGACCACAAUAAAGACUUGACAUGUAUUAGUUAUCUCUUUGCUAGAAAGUCGUUUUCAUCUUUUUUUUUCUUCUUGUAAAUGGAAAAGAUGCACUAUAUUUGUACAGCUAACAAGGGAAGUAAAAGUUCAUAUUGAAAUGGGAUUUGUAAUGUGGAAGUCCGUUCACUGCAUUUUUCAUAAAUAUAUAAUUGAGUUGUAUUUUUUACUGUGUGGAGCCAAAGAAAUGUUCAAUGCUCUUAUGCUGUUCUUCGUUUUGGAAGACAAAAAUAAAUUUGUAAAAAAUGUGAAAAACAAA